GACAGCGGCGGCGGCGGCGGCGGCUGAAGAGGGUCCGGCCUGCAGGAACCUUGGUGGGAGAGCCGGCUACGGCGCGCGGCCACCAUGACCGCGCCGUCGGAGGAAGAAGAGUACACACGGCUGGUGAUGGACGCGCAGCCAGAGUGGCUGCGCGCGGAAGUGAAGAGGUUGUCCCACGAGCUGGCCGAGACCACGCGCGAGAAGAUCCAGGCGGCUGAGUACGGGCUGGCGGUGCUGGAGGAGAAGCACCAGCUGAAGCUGCAGUUCGAGGAGCUCGAGGUGGAUUAUGAGGCCAUACGCAGCGAGAUGGAGCAGCUCAAAGAGGCAUUUGGACAGGCCCACACAAACCACAAGAAGGUGGCUGCAGAUGGUGAGAGCCGAGAGGAGAGCCUGAUCCAAGAGUCAGCCUCCAAGGAGCAGUACUAUGUGCGGAAGGUGCUAGAGCUGCAGACAGAGCUGAAACAGCUGCGCAAUGUCCUUACCAACACACAAUCUGAGAAUGAGCGCCUUACAUCUGUGGCUCAGGAGCUGAAGGAGAUUAACCAGAAUGUGGAGAUACAGCGUGGCCGCCUUCGGGAUGACAUCAAGGAGUACAAGUUCCGGGAGGCCCGCCUACUACAGGACUACUCAGAGCUGGAGGAGGAGAACAUCAGCCUGCAGAAGCAAGUGUCUGUACUCAGACAGAACCAGGUGGAGUUUGAGGGUCUCAAGCAUGAGAUCAAGCGUCUGGAGGAGGAGACUGAAUAUCUCAACAGCCAGCUGGAGGAUGCCAUCAGGCUCAAGGAGAUCUCUGAGCGGCAGCUGGAGGAGGCACUAGAGACAUUGAAGACAGAGCGGGAGCAAAAGAACAGUCUGCGCAAGGAGCUGUCACACUACAUGAGCAUUAAUGAUUCCUUCUACACCAGCCACCUGCAGGUCUCCCUGGAUGGCCUCAAGUUCAGCGAUGAUGCCACUGCUGAGCCCAACAAUGAUGCUGAAGCCCUGGUCAAUGGCUUUGAGCAUGGUGGCAUGGUCAAACCACCACUGGACAAUAAGACGUCCACACCCAGGAAAGAUGGCCUGGCGCCACCUUCCCCCAGUCUUGUCUCUGACCUGCUUAGUGAGCUCCAUAUCUCUGAGAUACAAAAGCUGAAGCAGCAGCUAGUGCAGAUGGAGCGAGAGAAGGUAGGCCUGCUGGCAACACUGCAGGACACCCAGAAGCAACUGGAGCAGGCACGAGGAGCCCUGUCUGAGCAACAUGAGAAGGUGAGCCGCCUCACAGAGAACCUGAGUGCCCUGCGUCGCCUGCAGGCUGGCAAGGAGCGGCAGACGGCCUUGGACACUGAGAAGGACCAUGACAGCCAUGAAGAUGGCGAUUACUAUGAGGUAGACAUCAACGGGCCUGAGAUUCUAGCCUGUAAGUACCAUGUGGCUGUAGCUGAAGCUGGAGAGCUCCGGGAGCAGCUGAAGGCUCUCCGUAGUACCCAUGAAGCUCAAGAAGCCCAGCAUGCCGAGGAGAAAGGCCGCUAUGAGGCUGAAGGCCAGGCCCUCACUGAGAAGGUCUCCCUGCUAGAGAAGGCCAGCCACCAGGACCGCGAGCUGCUGGCCAGGCUGGAGAAGGAGCUGAAGAAAGUGAGCGAUGUGGCUGGUGAGACCCAGGGCAGUCUGAGUGUGGCUCAGGAUGAGCUGGUGACCUUCAGUGAGGAGCUGGCCAACCUCUACCACCAUGUGUGCAUGUGCAACAAUGAGACACCCAACCGAGUCAUGCUGGAUUACUACCGAGAGGGCCAGGGUCGGGCCGGGGCUGGCCGCACCAGCCCUGGAGGUCGUACUAGCCCAGAGGGCCGGGGGCGUCGCUCACCUAUCCUCCUGCCCAAGGGGCUUCUGGCCACAGAAGUGGGCCGACCAGAUGGUGGGGCUGGGGACAGCAGCCCCUCACCCAGUUCUUCCCUGCCAUCACCUCUGAGUGACCCCCGCCGGGAACCCAUGAAUAUCUACAACCUGAUUGCCAUCAUCCGUGACCAGAUCAAGCAUCUGCAGGCAGCUGUGGACCGCACGACAGAGCUGUCUCGCCAGCGCAUUGCCUCCCAGGAGCUAGGCCCUGCGGUGGACAAGGACAAGGAGGCACUCAUGGAAGAGAUCCUCAAGCUGAAGUCACUGCUCAGCACCAAACGGGAGCAGAUCACCACUCUGCGCACUGUGCUCAAGGCCAACAAGCAGACAGCUGAGGUGGCCCUUGCCAACCUGAAGAGCAAGUAUGAGAAUGAGAAGGCCAUGGUGACUGAGACCAUGAUGAAGCUACGCAAUGAGCUGAAGGCCCUGAAAGAGGAUGCAGCCACCUUCUCCUCACUGCGAGCUAUGUUUGCUACCAGGUGUGAUGAGUAUAUCACGCAGCUGGAUGAGAUGCAGAGGCAACUGGCAGCUGCUGAGGAUGAAAAGAAGACACUUAAUUCCCUGCUGCGCAUGGCCAUCCAACAGAAGCUGGCACUUACGCAGCGACUGGAGCUGCUUGAGCUGGACCAUGAGCAGACCCGACGGGGCCGCACAAAGGCAGCCCCAAAGGCCAAGCCAGCCACUCCAAGCGUAAGUCACACCUGUGCCUGUGCCAGUGACAGGGCUGAGGGCACUGGGCUGACCAACCAGGUGUUCUGCAGUGAGAAGCACAGCAUUUACUGCGACUAGGGCUGUGGGGUUCCGCACGCUGCAGCUAACAUCUGCUUCACCUCAACUAACCCAGCAGCGGGACAGCGGUGCUAGGCCAGUCUUAACGUGACUAAUGCACAGAGGGCAAGAUUCUAGCCAAGUGGUGGUGUGGGGCACCAGGACACUUCCAUGAGCUUUGUGUCACUUCCUGCUCCUUUUGCCUCCAGUGUCAGCUGCUGUCUUGGGGGCUUUGGCAAUGGGGUGGUGCUUCAUAUCUUUGUGGAAGACAGAUGUGUGGAAGUGUCUUCCAGGGGCCCAAGGAGAAAGUCCUACUCCUGCUCCCUGGAUACCCCCAGAGAGGCAGAACGUGGAGCUUAUAUUUGCAUGUUCCUCGCAUGUGUCUGUGUCAGCACCUGAAAGCAGUUCCACGAGGUUCUGACCUGCAUCCCAGGUCCAGCCUCAGAGGACAGCUCUGGUGGGCUGGCAUAGUUUUAGGAGAAAUGUUACAUUAUAGUCUGUGCAGCAUCUGCAAAUCACAUUCGGGAUAAAGUGCAGAACUUCUUCCCCAAACUCAGAGAACAAUGGCCCUGGACUCUUGCAUUCUGCAGAUGAGAACCACAUAUGUUGGAGACAGCUGACCAUAACCUGGGAGAACAGAGCUUGGAGGCCACAGUUUCUCAUUUGUGAGAUCUGCAUGUUGGUCUACUGGCCUGUGAGGUAACAAGUUGGCAAGCCUUAAGGGCCAGGUUUUUGGUUUUUUUGUUUUUUAAAUAAGAAAAGUGUUCCAAGUGCCUGGCCAGACCUUGGUCCUUGGUGUGCAGCCCAUCCUUCUAUUCCCAGUUGCCCAUGUUCAGGGCUUCUUUGUAGAAGGCUUCAGACCUGAAGAAGCAGAGGCUUGAGAGCUGCUAGCACGCUUGGCUGAGUUGCAGAUACCCACAAGUGUAGCACAACAUAGCCUUGUGCUCGGAGAGCUUUGCACAGGCCCAGGGCAGGUAGGAGGUUUGUGGUUCUCUAGUGCAAUUUGGGAGUGAGGACAGAAAGAGGAAAAGCAGCCAAAGUACUCCUCUUUAUGGAGGCAUCAUCAGCGCAGAGCUAUGGCAUCAGGCACCGAGUUCCCGCACUGUGAAACAACUCAUUUCAGUAUUCCUUUCCUCAUCUCCAUGGGGCUUCCAGAACUGAGGCUUCCCCUUGCUCCCCUCAUGGCUGCUUGCCAGUCUGUCCCUGCUAUGUUGACCCCCUCACAGCUGUCCGUCCUUACUUCCUCUGGAUGCCAAGAGUAUCUUGUUCUCCUCCAGGUUCUAGGUGCUGCACAGAUGCACAUUGAAGUAUAGAACAGGCCACAUUUGUCCCCUGCACAUCCAUCCUAGAGAUGGCUGCUUGCAUGCUCACACACUUUCUGCCUUUUUCUCUCCUCACUGGGCCAGCAGCAGCUUCUCUUGUACUUACAGGGGCUUUGUGGGCACUUUGGAGCCACUGGCCUUCCUAACACACAUGCCCGUCGACUCCGCCAACUAACGAGCUCGCGCACUCCCAGCACAAGAGCUGUAGUUGUCAAGUGAACAGCAAGUGUCAGGUGACCAGUUUCUAACGUUGUCUUAUUUUCUCCUGUUUUCAGCUGUAGAGUAGCUGCUGGGAGGACGUGGCCGCCCAGCCCUGUCACACUGCAGUCCCUUUCCCCAACCCCCUCCCGUGGCCCAUGCAGAGGAAGGAAGGGCAGCCUAAAAGUCACAUUUUAGAAACAUUUUGGAUAUGCCACUGCAAUUCUUUUCAAAAUAGCACUACGCAGGUUUUUUUUAUGGGAAUGAGAAAAAAGAAAGCUUUAAUGUUGAGAAUGCCGCGAGCUGCUGCUUGGAAAGGCCUCUGCACAGCCGAAGAACCUGCUUCUACAGCCACUGUCAGGCUUGCUAGGAGCCUGCUGGAACACCCAUCAUAGGGGUCUCCUUAUUACACGUGUUCCUUUUUUACCCGAUCAACCUGUGCACUUUUGAUAUUUUGAUAUUAUAUUUGCUUCCCUAAUUCCUUGUGUAGAGAUAGUCUCAGAUGCUGUGGUCUGUGCUUGUGGUCCUUUAGCUGUCUGUCUAAGCUCCCAGUGCGUUGAUCUGGCAUCGACAUGAGGCAGAGCUGUGCUCCAUACAAAGUGUGUAGCUCUAGAAUGAAGAUGGGGCUUCCACCCAGUGAGGGGCUCAGCUAAAUGUAGCCACGCUGUGGUUCAGCAGCCUUUAGUUUAUACGGCAUUAUGGUUCAUGUUUGAAAUUACAGAUCUUAAAUGCCAUGUUCAUUAAGAAAUCCAGGGUAUUCUGAUUCUGGGGUUUUUUUCAUAUUGUAUUAUUAUUAUUCUUAGGAAUAGUUCAAUGUAACAAGAAGAAAACUUGACCUUUGCUCUGGUUAAAACAGUAAUAGGCACUUGAAAAAAAAGAUAAAUUAUUGAAUGAGUAGUAUUACCUACAAAUUCCAGAAUUUUCUGGGUUUUAGGACAUUGUGAAGCAUGACUGAUUAACAGAAUUUUAUACAACUGUACCAGUGAAAUUCCAAAUUGGAAUUGUUUUGUUACUCUGGUUGUUGUGCCAAAUUGUGGUGCACUUAGAAAAUUCUACAGUCGUCGAUUUUUAGGGUGUUAUAUUUCAACACCUUUUUGUUAGUAAUCAUUGCCAGUAGUGCCUUCAUCAGUUAAGGAAGGUGUCCCAGUGAAGUCAAUUCUCUGAAAUGGGCAGCAAAGAGCUAGUUGGGAAUGCUGAAGGCCAGUGUGAACCAACAGGUGGGAGCAGGCACCCACCUCACACUUGUACCUGGGCAUCUUCAUUGAGGGGGGAAAAAACAGUAAUUGUGCAAAAUUCUGUUAGUCAGUGAUUCUUUACUUGCAAAUUCAGGGGUUUAGAAAACAAAAGGAAACACAAAACUUUGAGUGUGCUUUUGGGAACCAAAUGGACUUUAUGGGACAAACUAAGCAAGCUGUAUGAACACCACGUUUGUGAAGAGCAGAGGGCGGCAGGAGAGCCGGCAAGGUCAGUCGGCACUCUAGUAGGGGGAUGAGGGCUAGCCAUAGUAUUCUUUGCAAAUGUGAAAAGGAGGACAUUUUAUCUUCUCUUGCUUGGUGUAACUAAUCACUGUUAAUUUCAGGAAACAGAACUCAUUAAAGCUCCUUAGCAAACUGCUUGCUAAGUGAGAGGUUCACUGGUGUGGUCAGAUUGGUACUAGUGGAGGAGAAAAACUGGUCUCCAUCCUCCAAAAAAAGGACAAAUUUUAAUAGUAUAAAUUGCAAGGAUCAAAGAAUUCUGUUUCCUGGAAAGAGCAUUUCUUACUCCUCAUUGUUGGGACUCCUAUUUUUACCUUCUGUUACAGUGUUGACUUAUAAGAAAUAUUGUUACAUUUAAGAUAACCAUCUGUAUGGGGUAUUUAUUUGCAAUGAUGUCUAAGUACUGUAUUUUUUUUGUGCAUUACCUUAGUGUCAUAAUGUUGGUCUUUAUUUUAAAGUCAUAUGCAUGUUAUCCUGCCAAGGAAUCUUUACACAGACCCAAACAAACAAAUGAUAAUAAGCAAAUGCCUUCAGUUUCUGAGAAAAUGAGGCAAAGUGUGAAAAAGGAAUAGGAGGGAAAAAUGAUUUGAGACUCUUUUGGACAUAGACGUGAAUGUCCGUAAAGCUAAUGUUCAUAGGAACAGUGGGCCUGGGUAAAGAGUCAUGCUGGUAGGACCAAUAAAUAAAGAAUAAUAAAAAGAUGAAGCACA
Perognathus longimembris pacificus (Pacific pocket mouse) is the source of this 6345-nucleotide messenger RNA. It is a transcript of the gene Bicd2, whose product is annotated as BICD cargo adaptor 2. Gene Ontology annotation, cellular component: Golgi apparatus; cytosol. NCBI's taxonomy places the organism in Eukaryota, Metazoa, Chordata, Mammalia, Rodentia, Heteromyidae. The transcript has 7 exons. The record is from RefSeq and is a predicted model, not a curated record. Gene Ontology annotation, biological process: protein localization to organelle; microtubule anchoring at microtubule organizing center; regulation of microtubule cytoskeleton organization. Gene Ontology annotation, molecular function: dynein complex binding; cytoskeletal adaptor activity; dynactin binding. The coding region runs from base 85 to 2661 and encodes 858 amino acids.